AUGACACAGUUGGAUAAUAAUAAUAAUAAUGUUGUUCUUGGUCUUAUUGAGGAUGAACGUUGUCCACUUGCGGCUGGCUCUCCACCACCUCCACCAAUACCACCACCAAUAACACCGAUCUAUCAUAAUAUAUUUCAAGCAUGGACAGGAAAGCAGAGAGAUUUGAUAGCAGAACCAGUGCAUGGACUAGACAGUUCUGCCUACCAGCUGUUCUUGACCGACAGCCACCCUUUCAACCUCGAUACCGAUCGAUGGGAGGAACUUUGUAUUACACUUUAUGUUGGCACGUUCCAAGAGAACCGUAAUAACCGUCUACAAAGAUGGCUACAUUCCAUUCCAAGAGAAGUAUCCAUUCCUUUGUCUAAGUUCAUCGACGCCAACCAAGUCACCAUUGGAGUUGGCUUUGUAUCCAUCUGA
Messenger RNA from Heterostelium album PN500, 417 nucleotides. RefSeq lists its product as uncharacterized. Bases 1 to 417 code for a protein of 138 amino acids. Lineage: Eukaryota; Evosea; Eumycetozoa; Acytosteliales; Acytosteliaceae. The transcript is spliced from 2 exons. The record is from RefSeq and is a predicted model, not a curated record.